Messenger RNA from Sclerotinia trifoliorum, 3866 nucleotides. Lineage: Eukaryota; Fungi; Ascomycota; Leotiomycetes; Helotiales; Sclerotiniaceae. The record is from the annotation of a GenBank genome assembly.
AAAGAGUCCUUAUUCCCUUUCCGGCACCAAUUAUCAAAUCUCAAGGAAACCAUCCAUAAAGACUUUCAUGAAAAUCACAGCAUAUUUGUUUUUCCUAUCUCAAAUCUCAACCUCCCAAAAAUGUUGUAUCAACAUCAAUAAAUGCCAAUUGAACUCCACAUUCUAUAUAGAACCCGUACCCUCGUCGCUAUUAUCAGCAUUAGCACAGUAACUAUUCAUCACCACCCAAACCAUCAAUAUGACCUCCACAAAAAUUGGACCCCAAAAGCGCAAAACGUGUACAUGGGAACCCAUCCCCGCAAUAAGCGUUGACUUACUACCACCCGAAGACCAAGAAUCAUUCAAUCAAAACAGACCCAAAAGAGUCAAGCGACAUGGAGCCGAACCCUCUGGAUUCGUCCUGGAUUAUACUCGUGGUCGUCAAGCGGCGCUGAAGAAUAUGGGAAAAGGAAAACCGCUUACGGAUGAAGCGGACGUUGAGAGGAGACAGUCGCGGCCUCUUACAAGUUUGAGACCUACGCCUCUGAUUCCUUGGUUGGUGAAGGAUCAUGCUCCUAUAUUUCCGAAGAAGGGAGCAACUGCGAAACCGCCGGAAAAACAACCAGGAGGAACUGUCCAAAAGAGAAAACCGAAGGUAACCCAGCCAUCCCGUUCCCAAGAUCUUCCCAACAUAGAUUUCAGAGUACCGAUGGCUGCCGGAAACGUUGGCUGGGCGAUGUCACUUGCAGCUGAAAGACAGCGGCAAGUCGAUCUCUCAGCCGGGGAGGCGAUAUCAAUGUACCAAUUGUGCAAACAAGGCGAACUUUUGCAAAAGUUCGAGAAAGAAUUUUGCCAAAAUUCAAUAUAUAAGGACAAAGGAGAAGGCAACACUGGCCAUGUUCAUUGGUUCAUACAAAAUUUGGCACGAAAGCAGGCCGGAGUAGAGCCACGACCUUAUAAUGCGCCUUCUAAAAAGCAAUUGGAGGCACUCUAUGAGAUGAGAAAUACGAAGGAAGGGAGAGAGAAGAUCAUUGCAAAUGCCCGCAGCAUUGGAGAAAAGAAUAAAUGGAUAAAGCCAGGAACACAAGAGAGUCUUUGGGAUAGUCCUCCAAAAUCAAGGUCUAGACCAAAAGCUCCAGUUACAACUGGUGUGACUACGGCUGCUGGUACAAGGAGUACUCAAGCUCAAACACCGUUGCCUCCGUCGAAGACGACAGCAUUGACUUCUUGCCCAGCGACCACAACCGUUCUAUCUCAUGAGAUUCAAGCAGUAAUAGACGGUCUCGUCAAGUCAAUCGAUACGGAUAUUCCUAUUACGCCUGUGCCGCCAAAGACUCAAGCUUCUACCAAAACUAUACCCGGAUCCAUACCCGCAACGACUUCCGCAAGAGGUUAUACACCUGAUCAAGUGACGUCAGUGGGUGAAUACAUGAAAAAUCUUGUUGCAGAACUAUCCGCAAUACCAACCACCAAGGCAAAAGAUGAAACUGAGACUCACACUACUCAGCCUGCAAAAACGUUAGGAGAAACACCAACAGUAACAUCUUCAGCCGCAGCUAAAACAAAAGGAGCUAGUGCGACUUCUCAAAAAAUCAAGGGCGAGGCACCAAAAGGAAUUAAAGAUGUGAUUAGUCCCAUGCUUGAAGGUACUAUCAUUAAUACUACCUCGUCUGUUGAUCCAAAACCUAUUUCUGCCGCUGUAACAACUAUACCUUUACCUGCAGCUACUACUGCUCCUGCUAUUGCUGUUACUACUGCUAUUGCUGUUACUACUGCUAUUACUACUAUUCCUUCUAUUAUCACUACUCCUGCUCCCGCCCCUGCUAUUCGUGUCAAUGCAGCUGCACGUGCCGCUCGAACCGCCGCCGAAAUCGAGAAAGUCUUCGGCAAACGAAGCAGUCUCUGCGUACCACCUCCCACCCUCCGACAAAACAUCGGUUUCCACUAUGUUUCGGAUCUCCAUCUCGAGCAAACCAGUUACGACAGUUUUGACUUCACCCCCAGCGUGGGCUAUCUGAUACUCGCUGGAGACAUUGGAUGGGCGGAUUCAUCGCACGAAGUCAGAUAUCGGAAGUUCCUCGCGAGGAUGUGUGCUAAACCGAGAAUUAAACGUGUAUUCCUCGUAGCCGGGAAUAGGGAUUUCUGGCCCAUUGCCACGAAUACGGUACCAGGUGCAUUGGGGAUGAUGAGAAGAUUCGCAGCGCACCCGGAUAUGAAAGGGAAAUUGACAUUUUUGGAGGAUGAUAGUUUUGUGAUUGAAGAAAAUGGUGGGAAGAUAGUAGUAUUAGGCUGUACAUUAUGGACAGAAACAAAAAGAGGCGGCAGCAACGAGCCACGCGAUCAAAACAACGCCCAGCGAACCGCAAGACACAAAGCCUCCUGCGAAUGGAUCCGCAGAGAAACAGCCAAGAUACGAAGUGAUCCCAAGGAAGUCCUAACGCGUAUACUAAUAAUAACACACAUGCCGCCCUCCAAGAGCGGAACCUCGGAUCCCACGCAGACGGCGAUAAAACCGCGGGAUUUUUCACAGGGUGCUAAGCAUGGUAGUGAUGUUAUUGAUGGGUGUAAGGGGAAUGGUUAUGAUCAUAGUAUGAUUGAGACGACGAUGCCACAGUUGGAUUGGAGGGAUGUCUGGAUUUGGGGUCAUACGCAUUGGAAUGAACAGGUUUAUGGGAGGGUUAGACAUGGUGGGAUGAGGUUUGAGUCUAAUCAGAGGGGUAAUGCUUCGGAAACUCCUAAAACUUAUCAUCCUAGACCUACGGGUGCUUUUCAACCGACUAAGGUUAUUUGGGUGUAGUUCUGAUGGGAAGUCGAGAUUUUUGUGCGUGGGAUCUGGGAGAGAACAAAAAUUUGGAAUAUUAUCUUUUUUUCAUUUUUCAUUCAUCAACUUAUUUAUGUGUAUUCUGUAAUAAUAAUAAUGGCAAGCUGGAAGUACUUAUCUUCUUAAAUGAUGGAAAACCGCUGAAAAUAUCUCACUCAUGAUUACUUGAAAUGUGAAAUUUUCACAGUCCCUGUUUUAAAGGAUCAACAACUUCAUCUAAAAAAGUAUUCUGUAUGCAAGUUUGUUCUCGUGAUGUGAUAAUGAUGUAGCACAAAACUCCUCAGAAACUAGGACUCCACGCAUCAACUUUGUGUAACACUCAUCCACCCAAACGAAGUAAUCUUACUUACACAGACAGCAUUAGUACUCAUCUCAAUUCCUAGAAAAUCCCCGCACAAAAGGCAAUCAUGCACAACCACAACCACAACCACAACCACAACCACAACCACAACCACAACCACAACCACAACCAUAUACAAAUCAGCCAAAAGAAACUCCAAAAAACUUAUCGAUCGAAAAUCAUAACAUUUUCUAACAUAAAUUUUUGCCCAAGUUCGCAAGUCCGCAUACGGUUAAAUCAGUUGCAAGCUAAAUUCUCCAGAUUUAGAAUUUUUCGCAUUGCAUACAUAUGUACAUACAUACAUAUAUAUAGGGUCACUAUAAGCAAGGUUGGUAUGCACUGAUGGUGUUAGAUUGGGGGCUGGUGCUACACAAGUAAAUAUUGAUAUUGAUAUAUGCAGGUUUGACGCUUGAUGCUUGAUGCGGAUUAGAUGGGUACACGACAGGAUGGUUUUUGCGAUCUAUUGAAUUGGUGCGUUUUGGUUGUGUUGUAGCUGUGUGUAAGUGGUUUGCUGGGAGAAAGGAAAGGGGUUGGAUAGGUGGGGUUUUGGUUGUAAUCGAAGGGAUGGAUGGAUUGAUUGGUGGAUGGAUGGAUGAAGGAUGGAGGGGUUGAGGAAAUGGAGUUUGGUGUUACAUAUGUACUAUGCAUAGCUUCGAUGUCAACUAUACGUGGGAUAUCAGUGUUGUUUUGGGAUGAUAUACGUCGAAAUUAUAGUAGAAGUAGAGG